Molecule: messenger RNA, 702 nt
Organism: Leptomonas pyrrhocoris
Lineage: Eukaryota; Euglenozoa; Kinetoplastea; Trypanosomatida; Trypanosomatidae
Product: putative Ran-binding protein
Exons: 1
Coding region: 82-702 (206 amino acids)
Biological process (GO): protein import into nucleus
Cellular component (GO): nucleus
Molecular function (GO): small GTPase binding; guanyl-nucleotide exchange factor activity
Source: RefSeq, a predicted model, not a curated record
GGAAGUCUACGAAGAAACGAGAUUUGUUCGCCUUCCGGCACCUGCUCACGUCACACCUGCCUUUUCACACAGCGCCUGCGGAUGCCUGUGGCAACGCACACCGUGGAGCUCUACGGCGGGGCCAUGCGUGUCCGCCUGCCCACCUCCAUGACGGACGCCUCUGAUUUUCGUCAGGUACCCGACAAUCAGGAGGUUUACACCGACGCCGACACCGGCGCCUCGCUCAUUGUCGAGCUGCUGAGCCGUCAGCACAACGUGGCCAACGCGGACGCAGGAGCCUUCUUCUACCACGAUCUCGCCAAGGAUAACGGGUGCCCGCUGGACCAAAUUGAAGGGGAGGCGACGAUCGAACUCCCACCUAACGCCUACCCGCUCCUGUCAGCAUCGCCGUCCGGUUCGAGUGGGGCACAGCGGUGCGACUACGCGUGCCUGACCACGGGGCUGCAGCGCAUUUCAAAGUACACGAACGAAGCGGGAAGAGAGAAUGACGUCUUCGUGGGUCUGGCGGUGCUGCGCUUCACGGCGCCGCUGUCCACGGAGAUACUGGUGUCCUUCUCUUGUCCGACGCGUGUGCAUCCUGACAGUUCCGAGGCUAAAGUCGUAAAGAGACUUCUUACCGAGGCGGAGCGACAAAGCACGCUGCAGCAGGCCAUUGCCUCUCUAGAGGUAGUGGAGUGGGGACUGUUUGUGCCGGAGGAAUGA